Molecule: messenger RNA, 1986 nt
Organism: Penicillium manginii
Lineage: Eukaryota; Fungi; Ascomycota; Eurotiomycetes; Eurotiales; Aspergillaceae
Product: fungal specific transcription factor domain-containing protein
Exons: 5
Coding region: 1-1986 (661 amino acids)
Biological process (GO): DNA-templated transcription
Molecular function (GO): zinc ion binding; DNA binding
Source: RefSeq, a predicted model, not a curated record
AUGACAAAUGCCAGCGGUGUUCGGUGGGAAACUUGGUCUGCAAGUUUGAAGACCACAAGGAAUUCGCCAAUUUUCUCCGAUCACGCAGCUGUUGAAAGCUCCGAACUGCCAUCUCCAGCCUCUGUCUUAUCGCAUGGCCUAUCAAAACAUGUCAUUGUUGAUCGAUCAAAACGAGUACUGUGGCCAAACAUUCUGUCUCGACUUCGAGAAGCAUUCUCCCUUGAUCCACAACAUGCCCCGGAGGAACAGGAGAUGGUUGCAAUGCAAGCUCGAAUGAUCCGGCCCAAAGGGCUACAUCCAUCUGAACUAUCGAGAUUGCAUACGGCAGUCAAUGCCUUUCCUCCUCGCCGAGUUGCCAAUUUCUUAAUUCUCACAUUCAUCAAGCACGCAACCGAUGCGUUUUUCUACUUCGAUCAAGCUCAGAUACUCUCCGACAUUGAUGAGUUCUAUACAGACCCCAGCUCAUCUUUAAGGCUUGACCCGGCUUUUAUCUGUCUCGUCAUGGCGCUAUUCGCGCUUGCGAGCCAGUGGACCAUCUAUGAAAAACCUGAUGGGGUUGAGUCAGGUCAAAAGGAUAACCUGGAUCUUGGACGCGAUUUUUCCUUUCAUGCAAAGUCCCUAAUACCUGAUAUAAUUGAGCGCUCAUGCUUGAGGUCAAUCCAGGCUCCGUUUGUCCUUGGUGUUUAUUUCAUGCCGGCAAGUGCAAUCGGAGCAUCGUAUGCGUUUUUAGGACUCGCAUUACGAAAGGCUUUGGCAUCUGAUCUCCAUCUCAGCUCAGAAGAUUCGACUCUUACUGAUUCAGAAAGAGAAGUGAGGUGCCGUCUCUGGUGGUCCAUUUUUUCGCUCGAACGUUGCACCACUGUGAAAUUGAACCGACCUCGCUCCAUUGACACCCAAAUUAUCACAGUUCCAUAUCCCUCCCAAUGCAAAGCCCUUGAUAGAGUACAAGAAAUCGACAACCUUGAUUGUCAGGUGGCAUACGUUCGACUGAUAAGAGUUCUUGAUGAAAUUGCCGGUGUUGCAGAUGGGUUACCCGAACCAGCUGGUCUAUCGCAGUCAAAAUGGGAGGCAGAUCUGAAAUUAUGGAAACGAUCUCUUCCCCCGGACUUGAAACUCGAUCGAAUGAGCCCAAGUGAUCUGAAAUAUCGAGCCGUAGCUCACCUUUAUUUGAAUUACUACUAUGCAUUGAUUACCAUGGGAAAAGUUGCCCUGGUAACAGUCGCUAGGACGAAGUUAAAACAAUCUGGCAGCAAUAUGCCGGAUGUGAGUUACCACGUCAAGCAACUGGCAAAUCGCUGUUCAAAGGCCGCAAUCAAGACACUUCGACUAUUUGAGACCCUGACUAAGAGUCGCAAGAUUACAAGAUUCUCAUUCACCGAUUUUCAAGGCUGCAGUAUCGCAACCAUAGUUACAUUGGUGUCCGGAAUAAUAGAGCGAGAUUCUGGGUAUGACAUUCGAGUAAAUUUCGGCUUGAAUUGCCUGCGGGAAAUGGCUGCAGGAAACAUGACGGCAAAACUAGGAGUUAGCUUUGUGGAAGCAGUUCAAUCUAUCACAAAUGAGGCAGCGAGAAAGCGACAGAUCGAGACAUCUUUGACCCAGAAUACCACGGAAACGAAUCAUUCUGGCUAUCAUCAGUGGGCAGAGUGGCUCACAGUACAAGAAGACUCGCAAACGCGGCCCGACUCCAUCAUUCAUUCACAUCCUGAGUCCACUUUGGCCAGGGAAACCCAAGACCCGAUUUCAGAUCCAUGGUUGGCAGCACAAUCCGCUUUUAGAGAUACAUCUACGUGGCAAAUACAGAUGGAUCAAGACCCCUCGGGGACAUUAUCGGCCCCUCCCAGCUCUUUGAACGAGUCACCUGGGUCUCUACAGCCGCUAGGUUGUGACUUUCUUUCCACGCUACACGGUGAUGAGCAUUCUUUUUUGAUGGGAUUGACGGGACUGGAUGCUUUGGACUUUUCUGGCCUGACAGUUCAACUAGAGUGA